Messenger RNA from Synchiropus splendidus (mandarinfish), 1206 nucleotides. RefSeq names its product inorganic pyrophosphatase 2 (gene ppa2). Bases 27 to 1058 code for a protein of 343 amino acids. The record is from RefSeq and is a predicted model, not a curated record. Lineage: Eukaryota; Metazoa; Chordata; Actinopteri; Syngnathiformes; Callionymidae. Gene Ontology annotation, molecular function: magnesium ion binding; inorganic diphosphate phosphatase activity. Gene Ontology annotation, biological process: phosphate-containing compound metabolic process. The transcript has 12 exons. Gene Ontology annotation, cellular component: cytoplasm.
AGUGACGCGCGGGGGAGACGGUGAAGAUGAGUCCGCUGCUGCGCUUGGCUACUGGCGCUCUGCCCACGUUGCUCGGCACAUUUUCUGCGUGUGGAAACAGACUAGCCCGUCAGUCUGCUGCCGUUCCCCACUUGUUAAACUGUAGAAAAACGAUGCAUUAUCAGACAGAAGAGAGAGGAAGCCCCAACUCUCCUGACUACCGGAUAUAUUUUAAGACCUCUGAAGGAAAGUACAUCUCUCCCUUUCAUGACAUCCCACUUCUAGCUGAGGCAGAGAAGGAUGGACAUAUGUCGGCCAAAAGAGCAAAGAAAAAUGAAAGUGAGGUGCUUUUCAACAUGGUGGUGGAGGUGCCACGAUGGUCGAACGCUAAAAUGGAGAUAGCGACUAAGGAGCGCCUGAAUCCAAUCAAACAGGAUGUAAAGAAGGGAAAGCUCCGCUAUGUUGCCAACAUAUUUCCUCAUAAAGGUUAUAUUUGGAACUAUGGCGCCAUCCCACAGACAUGGGAGGAUCCAAACCACAAGGACAAAGACACCGAUUGCUGUGGCGACAAUGAUCCCAUUGACGUCUGUGACCUGGGCUCACAGGUCUGCUCACCUGGUCAAGUGAUUCGAGUGAAAGUACUGGGCAUCCUCGCGAUGAUUGAUGAAGGGGAGAUGGACUGGAAAGUGAUCGGUAUCAAUGCUGAAGACCCUGAUGCCCAAAAGCUGAAUUGCAUUGAUGAUGUCCGCAAGAGUCGGCCGGGUCACUUGGAGGCAACUGUUGAGUGGUUUAAGAAAUAUAAAGUGCCCGAUGGAAAACCUGAGAACCAGUUUGGGUUCAACUCAGAGUUCAAAGACAAGGACUUUGCGGUUGAGAUUAUAAAGUCAACACAUGAGCACUGGAGGGCGCUAAUGCAGAAGAAAUCAAACAGUGAGGGGAUCGAGUGCAAAAAUGUCUCAUGUUGUGAAAGUCCUCUCCAGUGCAGCAGCGACGAAGCCAGAGACGUGGUCGACUCGGCUCCUCCUAAAGGUCAAGCACUCCCGGUGUCCUCUCAAGUGGACAAGUGGCACUUUGUGUGACAUGUUGAGAACCACAUCAAUGACAGAUGAGCCUUCAACUAUGUCAUAAGUCUCCUCAUCAUUUUCGCCCCAAGAUGUCUGCCACAUUUGUUUUUAAAUACUUGUAUGAAUAAACACAUCCAUUGCGGUACACAAAAUGCGUUGACCU